Molecule: messenger RNA, 4652 nt
Organism: Linum tenue
Lineage: Eukaryota; Viridiplantae; Streptophyta; Magnoliopsida; Malpighiales; Linaceae
Source: the annotation of a GenBank genome assembly
GCGAAAUCCCAAAAAUUCGCUGCCCGGUAGAUAUUAGAAACGAGCUAAAAAGAAAAUUUAACACAUAUUCACAGCUCUCUCUUUCUCUGUGUAUCUCAUCUCAUCUCAUCUCGCUUCGCCUUUUAUCAGUUACUUUCUCUUGGCGCCCACAAAACCAGGGUUUUUGUGGCUGGAAUGGAAAAUGAGGUAGGGAGAGUUGUUGGUUUGCCCGAGCUGGGAGAGAAACCCAAUGUGGGAAAUGGGAUUUUGGAGGUUGCAGUAGAGGAGAGAGUUGUGGCGGUAACUUCAGAUGAAUUGAAAGAGGUAAUAGAGAGGGAUGCUGUGGUUAUGGAGGAGAAGGUGGAGGGUGCCGUGACUGAGUCCAUUGAAUUGAAGGAUUUGGAAGAUGAGGUGUUUGAGGAGGCGGUUGAUUCACACGAGGAAACGCCAAAGGAAGGAAUAACAGCUGAGUUGGGCACUACUGAUAAUGCUGGUUCGGUGGUUGGCGCCGAGAAUUCGGGAGCUGGAAAUGAAGUGGAGACAUUCGUGGAGGCAGUUGGUGUUCAUGAUCAGGAUGUGAGCUUAGAGGUUCCGACUACAAUGGUGGUUGAGGAUAAGGUGGAAGUUUUGUCAGGCGGUGAGAGCAUUGAUAAAGUUAAUAUUCCUGAAGUUGCUGUGAACUCUGAGGAUGUGGCAUCAGUGGUAGUUGAAGAUAAGGUGAAAGUUCUGUCGGGCGGUGAGAGCAUUGGUCAAGUGAAGGUUUCUGAAGAGGUUGUAAACUCAGAGGAUGUGGCAUCAGUGGUAGUUGAAGAUAAGGUGGAAGUUUUGCCGGGCGGUGAGAGCAUUGGUGAAGUGAAUGUUCCUGAAGAGGUUGUAAACUCAGAGGAUGUGGCAUUGAUGGUAGUUGAAGAUAAGGUGGAAGUUCUGUUGGGUGUUGGGAGAAUUGAUGGAGUUGAUGAUCCUGAAAAGGUUGUGAACUCAGAGGAUGUGGUAUCAGUGGUGGUUGAAGAUAAGGUGGAAGUCGUGUUGGGUGGUGAGAGCAUUGAUAAAAUUGACGAGGGAGGAACUAGUAAGGAAUUCGAAAUCAAUGAAUCCCUGGCUGAGACUUGUGAAAAUGAAGGGCAUGAGGUUUCAAAUGGCAACGCUGAGGUUGUGGUUACUUGUGAGGAAACUAUAAUCAGCCGUGAUAUUCUUCUGCCUGAGGAAAGUGGAAAAAAAGAAGAAGACCCUUGCCUCCCUUCUGAAAACUCGGAUCCCAAGGACAUAGUUGAUGUUGUUGAACAAUGGGUUCAAGUGGACAAGGGCAAAGAAGAAAAUGAGAAUGAUACAAAGUUGGAUAUCGAACAUAGGGAUGACACCAAAGUUGAGGAACUGAAUCAUGAUGAUACUGUAGUGAUUGAUUCGGUAAACGGUGUGGCCAAUCUGGUUACAACAGAUGAAAAGCAAGAAGAUGUUGUCAGCAAUGGGGAGCUUAAGGCUGAAUCCUUAGCAAGUUGUGAGGAAGUAAAAGAUAUUUUAGUUGUUCUUGACACUCCUGUGCCGGAAGCAGCAGCUACACCGAGUUCAGUUGAAGAACUGGUACCGGAAGAAGCAGCUACACCUGUUCCCGUACCUCUUGAAGCACCUGUGGUGAUAGAAGAAGAAGGAUCAGCUACAUCUGUAAUUGCAUCUUCUUCAGAGAAGCACGAGGAUGAGAAGAAAAAGGAAGUUAUUCAGCCAUCAGUUUCUAUCCCUCUUGAAGCACCUGUGGUGAAAGAAGCAGCAGCAGCAGCUACACCUGUUAGUUUAAUCACGUCUUCUUCUGAGAAGCGCAAGGAUGAGAUGAAAAAGGAAGUUAUUCAGCCACCAGCUGUGGAAGAAAAGUCUGAUGGAGGUGACAUAAAAACAGUAAUAGCAGAGGGAUCAGGAAAGAAAGUUGAAACUAAUAAAACAGAAGACAAGCAAGAGAUCGAUACUGCUCAUCGUUCAAACGGAGUUCGUGGAGUUCAGCUUCCACCACCCAAGAUCGCAUCCACCUCUCAGAAACCUGGGCCUCCAGCUGGCCUAGGCCGAGCUUCUCUGCUCGAACCUGCUCAGCGACCUGCGCAGCAGCAGCGUGUCAAUGGGACCACCUCCAACGCCCAAUCUCAACAGAUUGAUGAGUCGGGCAAUACCGAGGGAGAAGAGUUUGACGAGACUCGUGAGAAACUACAGAUGAUCAGGGUGAAAUUUCUCCGGCUAGCACACAGGCUUGGCCAGACACCUCACAAUGUCGUCGUGGCUCAGGUCUUGUACAGACUCGGAUUAGCCGAGCAGCUACGUGGCAGAAAUGGUGGCCGAGUGGGUGCUUUCAGUUUCGAUCGCGCCAGCGCCAUGGCUGAACAGCUCGAGGCAGUUGGUCAGGAACCACUCGACUUCUCCUGCACAAUCAUGGUUCUCGGAAAAUCCGGGGUUGGCAAAAGUGCGACGAUUAACUCGAUAUUUGACGAGGUGAAGUUUGAUACAAACGCUUUUCAAUCGGGAACCAAAAAGGUUCAAGCUGUUGUGGGAACCGUUCAGGGAAUUAAGGUGCAGGUCAUUGACACGCCUGGACUCCUCCCUUCAUGGUCCGAGCAGCGCCAGAAUGAGAAGAUUCUUAAUUCGGUCAAGAAGUUUAUUAAGAACACGCCUCCAGAUAUCGUGUUGUAUCUUGAUCGUUUGGACAUGCAGAGCAGGGACUUCGGUGACAUGCCAUUGUUACGAACCAUAACUGAUAUAUUUGGGCCAUCAAUUUGGUUCAAUGCCAUUGUGGUCCUGACUCAUGCGGCUUCUGCUCCACCUGAGGGUCCAAAUGGUACUGUCUCGAGCUAUGAUAUGUUUGUUACUCAGCGGUCUCAUAUUGUUCAGCAGGCGAUUCGUCAGGCUGCAGGUGAUAUGAGGCUGAUGAACCCUGUUUCACUGGUGGAAAAUCAUUCGGCUUGCAGGACGAACCGGGCUGGGCAAAGGGUGUUGCCGAAUGGUCAGGUUUGGAAGCCUCACUUGUUGCUCCUCUCCUUUGCAUCUAAGAUUCUCGCCGAGGCAAAUGCGCUGUUGAAGUUGCAAGAUAGUCCGCCCGGGAAGCCACAUGUGGCUCGAUCGAGAGCUCCUCCUCUGCCGUUCUUGCUAUCGUCACUCCUUCAGUCGAGGCCUCAGGUGAAGCUUCCAACUGAAGAUGAUGGUGGUGAGGAUGAUGAUUCGGAUGACGAUGAAUUGGAGGGAGAUGAGGAAUCAGAGUACGAUCUGUUGCCGCCGUUCAAGAGCUUGACGAAAGCUCAAAUCAAGAAGCUGACUAAAGAUCAGAAAAAGGCUUACUUUGAGGAGUUGGAAUACAGAGAGAAGCUCUUCAUGAAGAAGCAGUUGAGCGAAGAGAAGAAGAGAAGGAAGUUGAUGAAGCAAAUGGCUGCUGAGUACAGUGAUAGUAUUGCCGGAGGUGGAGAAGAAGAAGAAGGUGGAGGACCGGCGACUUCUGUCCCGGUUCCUCUCCCGGAUUUUUCCCUGCCGGCUUCUUUCGAUUCUGAUAACCCUACGCACCGAUACCGAUCUCUCGACAACUCGAACAGAUGGUUUAUACGUCCGGUUCUUGAUUCUCAUGGCUGGGAUCACGAUAUUGGUUAUGAUGGGAUCAAUGCCGAGAGGCUUUUUGUAGUAAAGGAGAAGAUUCCAUUGUCCUUCUCCGGCCAGGUGACCAAGGACAAGAAAGAUGCCAAUGUUCAAAUGGAGGUAGCGAGUUCAAUCAAGCAUGGCAAAGGGAAGAAGAAGGCCUCCUCAAUGGGGUUUGAUAUGCAGACCGUUGGGAAGGACUUGGCCUACACUCUCCGCGGAGAGACAAUGCUGGGAAGCUUCAAGAAAAACAAGGCAACAGCUGGCGUGUCAGUUACCCUCUUGGGGGACGCUUUGUCUGCUGGAGCGAAGUUCGAGGACAAGCUGGUUGUGAACAAGAGGUUCAGGAUGGUUAUGUCCGGUGGGGCCAUGGCUGGACGUAGCGACGUGGCGUAUGGUGGGAGUUUGGAGGCGCAGGUGAGAGAUAAAGACUACCCAUUGGGCCGUUCGUUGUCGACGCUGGGGAUCUCGGUCAUGGAUUGGCAUGGUGAUCUUGCUGUUGGUUGCAACCUGCAGUCGCAGAUUCCGGUGGGGAGGUCGACGAACUUGAUAGCUCGUGCAAAUUUGAAUAAUAAAGGUGCGGGGCAGAUCAGCAUGCGGCUGAAUAGCUCGGAACAGCUGCAGAUUGCGUUGGUGGGAUUGGUUCCACUGUUGCAGAAGCUGUUCUGUAAUCCCCAGCAGUUACAGUAUGGACAAUGAAGAAAAAAUAAGAACUGCACUGAGGAAUCCCUUUCUCUUUUUAUCUAUAUUUCUAUCUUGAGCUUCUUGAAACUGGUUAUGGUUAGAGUUGAUUUUGACUAUAUAAUUUCUUCUGGGUUAUAUCUUUUGUGGUAGAAUGAUCCAUUUGUAGUUUCAUUUUGUUAGAUAUAUCUCUGUUUCCCAAUGUGGUGGUUUUGUUGCAGUAAGCCACUGAGCAAGCAAAGUGAUUGGGGUUUUCUCAAUAAUAAUGGGCAUUGUUUGUAAUCUAUAUUGGCUGUGAAGGGAUUGAUUCUAGUUUUUGUACAAAGUGCAUUCUCUUCUAUCUUCCGUUAGAAUGAGACUGAUAAAAUGUAGAAGCCAUGUUGAAUAAUGUUUCA